CCAGCGAGCAUGUCGGGUCGCGGCAAGGGCGGCAAAGGACUGGGCAAAGGCGGCGCCAAGCGCCACCGCAAGGUCCUGCGCGACAACAUCCAGGGCAUCACCAAGCCCGCCAUCCGGCGCCUGGCCCGCCGCGGCGGCGUCAAGCGCAUCUCGGGCCUCAUCUACGAGGAGACCCGCGGCGUGCUGAAGGUCUUCCUGGAGAACGUGAUCCGCGACGCCGUCACGUACACGGAGCACGCCAAGCGCAAGACGGUCACGGCCAUGGACGUGGUGUACGCGCUCAAGCGCCAGGGCCGCACGCUCUACGGCUUCGGCGGCUGAGGACCCCCGUCGCCGGUCCCCCCAACUCCCAACAACCACAAAGGCCCUUUUCAGGGCCGCCCCAAGGAUUCGGGGAAAGAGGUGUGCACUCCAUGAAGCUCUGCGGGUCGCCGGGUGGGCAGCGGGUUUUAUACUUCGGCGUAUGCAAAUGAAGCUGCUGUUUGCGCCUUUCUCAUUGGGCCGCUGGUGCAGUGCCGCGUAGCUGAUAGGUCACUUUUGUUCCCUUGUAUCAGAAUGCUGCUCCCGGCUAUAAAUGGCUGGGGAGGGCGACGGGUAUCGGGCCUCGGCGGGCUCUGGUCCUUCCCGCGCCUCGCUGCCAGGCUGGCUGCUCCAGGCAGGCGCACGCGCGGGAGACUGCUCGGAGGCGCAGCCCAUCUCCACCGCGGCGGGGAGGCGAGCGCGUGCGAACCUCGUGUGCGAUUCCGGGGUGAUCGCGGCCCGAUCCUGUCCGGCAGGGCCACGGAGGCACGAAGACGACUUUCGGCUUUGGCGCCCUUUCCCCGCCACGAUGCCUGGAAAUCGCAGCCAAUCUCCUGCUUCAGCCGCUUCCUGGGUGCUGGGACUGCUGCCCUAAGCCACCAUUGAAUCGUGCUGAGCUCAGAGAGAGAGAGAUUGGGAAGAUAAAGGGCGCACCAGGGCUCCAGCAUUUGCAAACGAAGUCCGGACGCAUUCGCCCCCUAGUACAUCUGGUUUCCGUGGGUCCGCGGUUAUUGAACCUGGGUCCUUUGUUUUUGCAGGCAAGCGGCAUAACCGCUAAGCCAAUCGUAAUAACCUCCCACUUAUGGCUACCACGUAUUAAGUAUUUAAUGUGCAACCUGGGACACGUUGCAUUCCGAUUUCCCGGGAAAUUUUUUUUUACUGUUCAUGAACAUUUUUAUUAGGAAGACUCAAGAAUUGGCCUGGGUUUGAACACAGUCCCAUUGGAUUGUACAGCGGUUGAUUUCAUUCCCCAUGGGCCACUGUAAAUGCCUGACAGGUUUCUUUGUCGCUGUGUGGUGACAUUUCAUUUCGGAGUGUUUUCUCUUGCUUCAUAAAGAAGAGAGGGUUUACAUGACGUUACCAGUUUCAGUAACAAUCAAACAUCCCCAGAAUCUUAUUUAAAGGAAAAAUUGAGUUACUUGAAAGUCUAGGAUAGUGAAACAGAUGUUUUCCAUAUUUGUCCUGAGAAAUUUAACAAUGAUAGUUUAACCUGUUUCUGUACUAGAGGAGCUAUUUGCUGUACUUCUAAGUUAAACAGCUUUGGUUUUUGUCUAGUUGGACUUACUAUUUUCGCUUGAGUUAAGUUUAGCAAUUUAUAUGUUCGUGUAAAGCUAUAUAUUUAAUUAAGAUAUUAGACAAACACAUUUUCUAAUGUUAAGAGUCUUUCAGGGCUGGCGAGAUGGUUUAGCGGUUAAAGCACUUGCCUGCAAAGCCUUUUAUUCCCCAGAACCCAUGUGAGCCACAAGCACAUGAUGGCUCAUGUGUCUGGAGUUCGUUUCUAGUGGCU
Molecule: messenger RNA, 1807 nt
Organism: Jaculus jaculus (lesser Egyptian jerboa)
Lineage: Eukaryota; Metazoa; Chordata; Mammalia; Rodentia; Dipodidae
Product: histone H4
Exons: 1
Coding region: 10-321 (103 amino acids)
Biological process (GO): nucleosome assembly
Cellular component (GO): nucleosome
Molecular function (GO): protein heterodimerization activity; DNA binding; structural constituent of chromatin
Source: RefSeq, a predicted model, not a curated record